Molecule: messenger RNA, 1203 nt
Organism: Trametes versicolor FP-101664 SS1
Lineage: Eukaryota; Fungi; Basidiomycota; Agaricomycetes; Polyporales; Polyporaceae
Product: mannitol dehydrogenase domain-containing protein
Exons: 1
Coding region: 1-1203 (400 amino acids)
Biological process (GO): mannitol catabolic process
Cellular component (GO): cytosol
Molecular function (GO): mannitol-1-phosphate 5-dehydrogenase activity
Source: RefSeq, a predicted model, not a curated record
AUGUCUCAACAAGAACGCAAAGCGAUACACUUCGGCGCCGGCAACAUCGGUCGCGGCUUCAUCGGGCCCCUCCUCGUUGACUCCGGCUACCACGUCGUCUUCGCGGACGUGAACAAAGACGUCAUCGCACAACUCAACGACCAAGACUCCUACGACGUCCUCGUCCUCGAUGAAGAGGACGAGCAGCACGAGACCAUCUCCGACGUCUCUGGCGUCGUCUCCACCUCGGAUGACGUGCUCCGCGCAUUCGCCGACCCUGCAGUAGACAUCGUCACCACCGCCGUCGGGCCCGCCAUACUCGAGAAGAUCGCGCCGACGAUCGCGCGCGGCCUACACAUGCGGUGCGAAGCGGAAGCGGGCCCGCUCAAUAUCAUCGCGUGCGAGAACAUGGUGAACCAGACGUCGACGCUCCGGAAACACGUCUUCGCCGCGCUCGCGGACGACGACAAGUCGUGGGUCAAGGAGAACGUCGGGUUUGCGAACUGCUCCGUGGACCGCAUUGUGCCCCCAUUCGACCCCAAGGAUGGCGGGUCCGCACUGGACGUCGGCGUUGAGGGCUUCUACGAGUGGGUCGUGGACGAGAACGCACUGCACCACACGCCGCUCAACGUGCGCCUCAAGGGCAUCCGCCUCACGAGCGACCUCCAGGCGUACAUCGAGCGCAAGCUCUUCACCCUGAACUGCGGGCACGCGAUCACCGCCUACCUCGGCUUCCUCAAGGGCUACGCGACCAUCGACGAGGCGAUCCGCGACGACGAGAUCCGCGAGGCGGUGCGGAAUGCGCUCCUGAACGAGGGCGGCGCCGCGCUGCGGAGGCGGCACAAGUUCGACGAGAAGGAGUACGGGCAGUAUGUCGAGAAGACGCUGGACCGCUUCGCGAACCCGAAGCUGAAGGACGACAUCGUGCGGGUCGGCCGGCAGCCGCUGCGCAAGCUUGAGAAGGGCGACCGUCUGCUCGGGCCCGCGCACAUGGCGCGCAAGUACGGGCUCCCGAUCGAUAACCUCGCGAAGGGAAUUGCGGCAGCGUUCCUGUACGACGUGCCAGACGACAAGCAGAGCGUCAAGUUGCAGAAGAAGAUUGAGCAGCAAGGUAUCGGGAAGGCUGUCGCUGAGAUCACUGGCUUCGAGGAAGGCAGCGAAGAGCAUCGCAAAAUCCUCGAUGCGUAUACCUCCCUGCAUGAAACCAGUCGCAGCCACUCGUAG